This is a messenger RNA of Plenodomus lingam JN3, 1524 nucleotides long. The record is from RefSeq and is a predicted model, not a curated record. NCBI's taxonomy places the organism in Eukaryota, Fungi, Ascomycota, Dothideomycetes, Pleosporales, Leptosphaeriaceae.
AUGGUUCGGUCAUCGGCACUCGUCGCCGGCGCUGCUCUGCUCUUGGGAGUAGCAGAUGCCUACUACCAUAACAAGCGACAGACUGGUAAUGAGAGCCCUACUGUUGUCAUUCCAGGAGCAUCUUCUUACAAUGGCCUGAACCUCGUCCCUCAAAUGGGAUGGAAUAACUGGAAUGCCUUUCACUGCGAUGUAAACGAGAGCUUGCUACUCACCACUGCGCAAGACAUGGUUGACUACGGUCUCCGCGAUCUUGGCUACAAUCACAUCGUUCUUGACGACUGCUGGGCUGUUGGACGCAAUGAGAGCGGCUACUUGGUCGCUGACAGCUACAAGUUCCCCAGCGGCAUGCAGUCCAUCGUCGACCAAAUCCACGCUCUAGGCUUCAAGUUCGGCAUUUACUCAUCCGCCGGUGUGCUCACCUGCGGCCGCUUCCCUGGCUCUCUAGGCUAUGAGAAGCAAGACGCAGACCUAUGGGCCUCCUGGGGCGUCGACUACCUCAAGUACGACAACUGCUUCAACCAAGGACAAUCCGGGACUCCCAAGCUCUCCUUCGACCGCUACAAAGUCAUGUCUGACGCGCUCAACGCCACCGGCCGCGAAAUGGUCUACGCAAUGUGCAACUGGGGCAACGAUGACCCAUUCGACUGGGCGUACAGAAUCGCAAACUCCGGCCGCAUGAGCGGUGACAUUUACGAUAGUUUCAACCGCCCUGAUGACCGCUGCCCUUGCACAGAGGCAGUGGGAUGCCCGUGGCCCGGCUUCCACUGCUCCGUCAUGAACAUCCUCAACAAGAUGCCCGCGAUAACUUCGCGCACCAUGUCCGGCUACUUCAACGACAUGGACAUGCUCGAGAUUGGCAAUGGCGGGCAAUCCGACUCGGAGUACGUAGUCCACUUCAGCAUGUGGGCCAUCAAUUCGUCCCCCAUGCUCAUCGGCACAAACGUCGGCACCUUGUCUCCCGCCAACCUGGCCAUCUACUCCAACCCUGCCAUUCUAGCUAUCAACCAGGAUCGUUCUGCGGGCGCAGCGAAGCGUGUCUGGCGCUACCUCGAGGCUGCAGAUGACAAUGGCCAGGGCGAGAUUUCCCUCUGGACCCGCACCCUUGGCAACGGCGACCGUGUUGUUGCGCUGUUGAAUGCGGCAAACGUUUCGAUGAGUAUGAAUGUCACGAUCGACGAGGUAUUCUUCGACGAGAGGACCGCGGGCGCGUACCGUGCGCCCCCAGAACUGAGCCAGACAUGGGAUAUUUUUGACCUCUGGGCAAAUCGCAUGAAUGAAACUGAGGCUGCUGCUGUGCUCAACGGUACGAGUGGUGCGAUCCAGGCGAAUAGCACGACAAGAUUCAAUGCUACUGCGACUAGCUAUGCUGAUGGUGUCGCUAGUGGACAUCCUGCGCUUUUGGGUAAGCAGGUUGGCGUCUUGGAGCCGAGUGGAACAUUUACCGCAGAGAUUGCUAGACACUCGGUUGGUGUGUAUAGGCUUCGCUCCCGGGAGGCUGCUUUGAGGAAGAGGGACGAGCUAUGA